This is a messenger RNA of Myotis daubentonii (Daubenton's bat), 3313 nucleotides long. It is a transcript of the gene TCAF1, whose product is annotated as TRPM8 channel associated factor 1. Gene Ontology annotation, cellular component: plasma membrane. Gene Ontology annotation, molecular function: transmembrane transporter binding. Lineage: Eukaryota; Metazoa; Chordata; Mammalia; Chiroptera; Vespertilionidae. The record is from RefSeq and is a predicted model, not a curated record. Gene Ontology annotation, biological process: positive regulation of anion channel activity; positive regulation of protein targeting to membrane.
GGAUGGGCCUGGGUCUGGGGGCGGACGGUGCGGGAGGCCGAGGAGGCUGCUGGCGGACCUGCGUGAGCCCAAACCGGGGACAGAUGUCUCGCUGUUUGUGUCGCAGUCCUGUUCGCGAUUGUUCUCUGCUCACGGGCUCUGCGUCGCGCCUGCCGCAGUGCUCCUCCGGGCCCUGAUAAGCCCAUAACCAUGGCGACCCCCUCAGCUGCCUUUGAAGCCCUUAUGAAUGGAGUGACAAGCUGGGAUGUCCCUGAAGAUGCCGUCCCAUGUGAACUGCUUCUUAUUGGAGAGGCUUCCUUCCCAGUGAUGCUGAAUGACAUGGGCCAGGUCCUCAUUGCUGCAUCCUCCUAUGGCCGAGGCCGCCUGGUGGUGGUAUCCCAUGAAGACUACUUGGUAGAAGCCCAGCUCACUCCCUUUCUCCUCAAUGCAGUGGGGUGGCUUUGUUCUUCCCCUGGGGCUCCCGUAGGUGUACACCCAUCCCUGGCACCUCUGGCCAAAAUCCUCGAGGGCUCUGGGGUGGAGGCAAAGCUUGAACCGGAAGUGAAAGACUCCCUGGGGGUUUACUGUAUUGACGCCUACAAUGAAACCAUGACUGAAAAGUUGGUCAAGUUUAUGAAACAUGGAGGAGGUUUGCUCAUUGGAGGCCAAGCCUGGGAUUGGGCCAACCAAGGCGACGAUGAAAGGGUUCUGUUCACUUUCCCUGGGAACCUCGUGACCAGCGUGGCAGGCAUAUACUUCACUGACAACAAAGGAGACACAAGUUUCUGUAAAGUGUCUAAGAAGAUGCCCAAGACUCCAGUCUUAGUUAGUUGUGAAGACGAUCUUUCCGAGGACAGAGAGGAGCUUCUGCACGGCAUUUCUGAGCUGGACAUCAGCAACUCGGAUUGUUUCCCAUCCCAACUGCUAGUGCAUGGAGCUUUAGCCUUUCCCCUGGGGUUAGAUUCCUACCACGGUUGCGUUAUAGCGGCUGCCCGCUAUGGCCGGGGCCGGGUGGUAGUGAUGGGCCACAAGGUACUAUUCACUGUGGGUAAACUGGGCCCCUUUCUGCUCAAUGCUGUGCGUUGGCUGGACGCAGGCCGCCGAGGCAAGAUCGUGGUGCAGACGGAACUAAGGACAAUGAGUGGUCUGCUUGCAGUUGGGGGCAUAGACACCAGCAUUGAGCCCAAUCUGACCAGUGAUGCGAGUGUCUAUUGUUUUGAGCCCACGAGUGAUGUGGGAGUCAAGGAGCUGCAGGAAUUUGUAGCUGAGGGUGGGGGCCUGUUUGUUGCAGCCCAAGCCUGGUGGUGGGCCUUCAAGAACCCCGGAGUGUCGCCUCUGGCUCGGUUCCCAGGGAACCUCCUGCUCAACCCCCUUGGCAUCAGUAUCACAAGCCAAAGCCUCAAUCCAGGGCCCUUUCGUACUCCGAAAGCGGGGAUAAGGACCUAUCACUUCCGCUCCACUCUGGCUGAGUUCCAGGUUAUAAUGGGCAGGAAGAGAGGGAAUGUGGAAAAGGGGUGGUUGGCAAAGCUGGGGCCGGAUGGCGCAGCUUUCCUGCAGAUCCCUGCAGAAGAGAUCCCUGCCUAUAUGUCUGUGCAUCGGCUCCUCAGGAAGCUGCUGAGUCGAUACCGGCUCCCAGUGGCGACCCGAGAGAACCCAGUCAUCAAUGACUGCUGCAGGGGUGCUAUGCUCUCCCUGGCCACAGGUCUGGCCCACUCUGGGAGUGACCUCUCUCUGUUAGUCCCAGAAAUUGAAGACAUGUACAGCAGCUCCUAUCUGCGCCCCUCUGAAUCUCCUAUCACUGUUCAAGUCAACUGCAACAAUCCAGGCACCCGAUAUUGCUGGAUGAGCACUGGGCUGUACAUACCUGGAAGGCAAAUUAUAGAGGUCUCCCUGCCUGAAGCUGCGGCCUCUGCUGACCUGAAGAUACAGAUUGGCUGCCACACAGAUGACCUGACCAGAGCCAGCAAGCUGUUCCGAGGCCCACUGGUAAUCAACCGGUGCUGCUUGGACAAAACCACAAAAUCAAUCACCUGCCUCUGGGGCGGCCUCCUCUACAUCAUCGUGCCUCAGAGCAGCAAGCUGGGUUCUGUGCCCAUCACUGUGAAAGGGGCUGUGCAUGCUCCAUUCUACAAAUUGGGGGAGACAUCCCUGGAGGAGUGGAAGAGGUGUCUCCAGGAGAAUCCAGGUCCCUGGGGAGAGCUGGCUACGGACAACAUCAUCCUGACAGUGCCAACCGCCAACCUUCGCACACUGGAUAAUCCUGAGCCGGUGCUUCGCCUCUGGGAUGAGGUGAUGCAGGCUGUGGCGCGGCUGGGGGCUGAGCCCUUCCCCUUGCGUCUGCCUCAGAGGAUUGUUGCCGAUGUGCAGAUUUCAGUAGGCUGGAUGCAUGCGGGGUACCCCAUCAUGUGCCACCUGGAGUCAGUGCAGGAGCUCAUCAAUGAGAAACUCAUCAGAACCAAGGGGCUAUGGGGCCCUGUCCAUGAGCUUGGCCGCAACCAGCAGCGGCAGGAGUGGGAAUUCCCACCACACACCACUGAGGCCACCUGCAACCUGUGGUGUGUUUAUGUUCACGAAACGGUCUUGGGCAUUCCUCGAGGCCGUGCCAAUAUUGCCCUGUGGCCCCCAGUUCGGGAGAAAAGAGUCAGAAUCUACCUGAGCAAGGGUCCCAAUCUGAAAAACUGGAAUGCGUGGACAGCCCUGGAAACAUACUUACAGCUCCAGGAAGCCUUUGGUUGGGAGCCCUUCAUCCGUCUCUUCACUGAGUAUCGUAACCAGACCAACUUGCCCACCGACAAUGUUGACAAGAUGAAUCUGUGGGUGAAGAUGUUCUCCCACCAAGUGCAGAAGAACCUGGCUCCCUUCUUUGAGGCCUGGGCCUGGCCAAUCCAGAAGGAAGUGGCUACCAGCCUGGCCUAUCUGCCUGAAUGGAAGGAAAAUAUUAUGAAAUUGUACCUCCUCACACAGAUGCCCCAUUGAAAUUGAAGUAAAAGAAAACUGGAAGGCAUUUGGUUAUGAAUGAAGAAGACCUCAACACAUUUCUGGACAGAAAGUGGAUGAAGUAUGAAAAAAGAAUGAAAGAGUGAAGGUACCUUUCAGAGAGAAUAUAAGCUGAUCUGAAUAACAUAACCACAGAGAGGCUUGGGCACCUAAAAAGUCAAUCUACUAAAGAAUUAUACCAGUUGUAAAAUUGAACCCCAUCGCAUUCUACCCUAUCCCUUGUGCAUAGAAUUCAGGCAGUCAACUAUUGGUACCAGUGAGAACUCUGUUGUUGCUAUUGUUGUUGUUGUUGUUGUUUAUAUAAAGAAAUUGAAUAAAUUACCUGAGAGAGGUAGGA